Molecule: messenger RNA, 508 nt
Organism: Penaeus monodon (black tiger shrimp)
Lineage: Eukaryota; Metazoa; Arthropoda; Malacostraca; Decapoda; Penaeidae
Exons: 2
Coding region: 1-366 (121 amino acids)
Source: RefSeq, a predicted model, not a curated record
AUGUUCCCCCCCGCGUUCGCCCCCGUCGCCUACCAGCUACAGGAAGGUCUUCGCAGCGUCGAUCUCCAGAGUUUCGACCUUAAGAGCUUGGUUGACAAGGCAGACGUCAAGACAGUGGGACUCGUGGCGCUGGUGGCCGUGGCCGUCGUGGUCCUCGUCAACCUCUUCGUCAAGAGUGUCGCGCCCUUCGGCAAAGGCCUGCUGUCCUCCGCCGCCCACGCCUGGGAUAAUGCUGACCAGUGGGGCCUCAACGCCAUCCGCGAUAGUCAGUCCAUGGCGCCCGUGACGAAGGUCCUGGACGCCCUGUCGGAGGCGGCGAAGAAGUGGGACGAGCCAGAGAGCGACGUCAGGCACCGUAGCUUCUGAAGUUCGUGGGAAGGGCGUCCGGCAAGCGGUCCUCUUGUGAGUGAGCCUGAAGGGGUCUGCUUGCUUGGAAGUUAACCUUGAUGUUAUGCAAUACAGAGAUUUAUAUAUUUAUUGUUAAUUUACAUUUCGGGCAUUUUUAUAA